GGCAUUCAUUGUUACUCUCUGGAGUUUACCAAACGAUUCAACCUCCUUUCUUCCCCGUCUCUUUCUCUCUCUAAAAAUCAUUUUAACACCCGUUCAUCGUUUCUCUCUCUACCCAACCUGUACAAUACAAUUACGUUCAUGACAGUUCGACAUCGAUCCAUCGAUCGAAGUAGAGAGAGAAAGGCAGAGUAAUCUAUAACAUCUCUGCAACAACUUCGAUACACAAAUGGCGAUUCUUUACGCGGUGGUUGCUAGGGGCACGACGGUGCUAGCGGAGUUCAGCGCUGUCACCGGCAACACCGGCGCUGUGGCCCGCCGGAUUCUGGAGAAGCUGCCAUCGGAGGCCGAUUCGAGGCUCUGUUUCUCUCAGGAUCGAUACAUAUUCCACAUACUUAGAUCGGACGGUCUCAGCUUUCUUUGCAUGGCCAACGACACCUUUGGAAGGAGAAUUCCUUUUUCAUACUUGGAGGAUAUUCACAUGAGGUUCAUGAAAAACUAUGGUAGAGUGGCUCCAUAUGCACCUGCUUAUGCAAUGAAUGAUGAAUUCUCAAGGGUCUUGCAUCAGCAAAUGGAAUUUUUUUCCAGCAAUCCUAGUGCGGAUACUCUCAAUCGUGUUAGAGGUGAAGUUGGUGAGAUACGCACUAUCAUGGUGGAUAACAUUGAGAAGAUAUUGGAAAGAGGUGAUAAGAUUGAGCUUCUCGUUGACAAAACUGCAACCAUGCAAGACGGUGCAUUUCACUUUAAAAAACAGUCUAAGCGCCUUCGUCGAGCUCUUUGGAUGAAAAAUGCCAAGCUCUUGGCCUUGUUGACAUGCUUGAUUGUUGUGUUACUGUACAUAAUAAUAGCUGCUUGUUGUGGAGGCCUCACUCUACCAUCCUGCAGAUCAUGACUUGCACUUUUGUCAUAGUGAGUUUCAGCUGAGGUAUGCGAAUGACGACUUUCCAGUUGAUGAUGCAUCUCUCAGUAUAUUGAAUUGGGGUCUCAACUGUCUCACGGCCCAGGUUUUCAAUGUUUGAUUGAAAAAAAUUGCCUAUAUCUUGAAGGUUACGGAAAUAAUCCCGAUGAUCCUCUCAUUGUUGUUGCACUUUGUGUGAUUUAGUGUGAAAGGCAUGAUGAGUAUUGUAUUGUUGUUUCUCUAUAUUUGUAAAUGCUGAGAAUUUUUGUGUAGUAUUCUACCAUUUAUCUUCAAACUGCUGCUUGUGAUGUCAUGGCAUCUUCUGUUUCUGAACAUAGUUUAUUCAGCAAGAUUAACUGAACUUAUUCAAUGUGUGACCAUAUAUAUAUAUAUUUUUUUAUUCA
Messenger RNA from Cornus florida, 1299 nucleotides. Its product is annotated as vesicle-associated membrane protein 714. The transcript is spliced from 4 exons. Gene Ontology annotation, cellular component: membrane. The record is from RefSeq and is a predicted model, not a curated record. Gene Ontology annotation, biological process: vesicle-mediated transport. The coding region runs from base 227 to 889 and encodes 220 amino acids. Lineage: Eukaryota; Viridiplantae; Streptophyta; Magnoliopsida; Cornales; Cornaceae.